UGAAAGCGGCAAUGGUUCUAGUCAUUCACGCGCGAACACGACCAGGUACCACCUAACGAAAAACAAGCGAAGACCGCGACCGCGCGAUUCGAAUUUUUGCGGGAGAUGCCUCAAAAAAGAAAAUCGCUGCUAGUACGAACGAACCGAAAAUAGUUCCAAACGUCUUUAAGGAAUAAAAAAGUAAAAGUACUUCUAGACCCAGCGGCCAUAACUCAAAAUGUAGAUAAUUUUUGCGGCCUCAAGGGUGUCAAAUUGUUGCGAAAAGUGCUACAAGCGCUUUAAGUGUAUCAAGUGGUUAUUUUUAUAUCGUAGUGGAUAGUGACUAAGAGUAAAAUGAGGGUAAUCGACUUGGUAUGGUUUCUCGUGAUAAGUGCUGUUCAGGCCAAAGAAGAGGAUAAAGAGAAGCCGUUGAAUAAUACUAGGGAAGCGAGGGAAUAUUUAAGUGAGGGUUGGAGAGCUGUGGAAGUGAUUCCCGAAGGCGCAUCUGGAUGGAUACCUCACGACCUCUCAGCAGAUCAAACGUACCCUCUUAUAGUCAAACGAAGACGAUUGAAAAAACGACGACGGCGACCUCAGAUUAUCGUGGACACCAGCAUCGAGACAAUCUCCGAGGAGAGCGUUUCUGUGGAGAGAAGACCGAUACGACCUCAAAAAACGGACAAGGAUGUGGAGAGACCUCAAAAAACGGAAGAGAAUACUGGAGAAACUCCAUUGGUAGAGAUUGAUAAAGAAACAGGAAAGAAUCAGAGAAAGAAAACUAGGCCACUUGAAAAAGGAAGACCUCACGUAGAAAACAGUGAAGAUCAAGAACAAAAAAGUGAAACAAAACCCCAAUUGGAUAAGGAGGAUCCAAAACGACCUCGUGUACCUGCGCAUAGACCUCAAAAAGUGCACCAAAAUCAUGAUGAAGCUCUCAAGCCUGAAAACCACAAAAGUACGCGCCUUCCAUUACCUCAAAAUGUAGAUGAUAGAGACGACUCUCAAGAACUGCCUGCCAUACGAAAGAGGAAGCCCAGUCCUCAAAAGUUGGAGCAAGACUAUCAACCUCAAAGAUCAAAGGAAGAAGAUGGAGAAGGCUCUUCUAAGACCGAGGAAAGUGAAGAGGUGCCCCAGAUUCAAAGGAGGAAGAUCAAGCCUCCCAGGUUGGACCGAAUCGAGGAGUCAUGGGAAGAUAUGAAGGACGAGAUGGACGUUAGGCCGAAUAUAAGAAGGAGACCACCUCCAAAGUAUCAGUCCUCAUCCGAAGAGGGAGCUGUGGUGUUCAAGAUGGCCGAAGAAGUUGACAGCUAUGGAAAGAGACAAGGUUCAAGAUUACCCAACGAAGACAAAGACUCGGCCUUAGCGGACCUGAAGUCGCUCCUGAAGAAAUCUCAAGGCAGCAUAAGUCUCAGCGAGAUACUUCAACAGAAAAACCUUUCUCUAACAGAGGUGUUGAACGGUAACCAAAAGGCAAUAUCAGCCUUAACGGAGAAGCCCGUGGAAGCCACAGAACCAAUGCCUACCAAGGUUUCAGAGUUGCAACUCACUAAACACAAAAGGCUGCCUCCAUCUAUCGCUCUUAAGAAGAACUUCAGCAGAACUGAAGAUAACGGAGACAUCCUGUCCACUAAAGAGCUUCAAGAGGCGCAGAAGAGAAGAACGGCCAUUUUGCAAAAUCACAAAGAAAACAAAAUCUUCUCUACCGUUACCAAAAUGGAUGUGGUCACGGAAGCGCUUACAGAAAGGAGAAUCUUCGUACCGUCACAUCCAAAGUUAUAUACUUCUCUCAACUAUAAACCUGACUUUGCCACUUAUUUUGAGCUUUCAACAGAACCAAUUACAAACGAAAUCCAAACUACAACCCCUACAAGUACAACAAGCUCCACAACUACUGGAAGAAUGCAUUUGAAACCAAAAAUCAAGUCUCCGAUUGUCAAAAUCACUAUCAAACCCCACAAAAAUAGCGAAGGGACACCACCUUUCCCACAACCAAUUAAAAUUGAUAUCAGCGAGGUUCUAGGGUUUGAAGAACAUGAGAAGUUUAAAGAUGAACCUUUAAGAAUGCCUAUUGAAAUAGACAGAACCACAAAUCGUAUAGAUGAACCAAGUACUACUGUUAGUACAAAUGACGAUUUAAAAGAAAUUUCAUCUGCUGAGAAAGCACCACAUAUAACAGCGAAAGACGAAAUCAGCGAAAUUCUCAAAGACGCAAAAGAUAGAGAAAGACUAGCUAAGAUACUAGAAAGUCGAAAUAUGACUUUGGAAGAGCUGGUAGAGCAAAGAGAACGUGGUUCGAGUCAGCUCCACCUUGCUGAUAUCUUCCACAACAAAACCAAAGAGCCCAAACCUGUUGGCGAGCCACACGUAGGUAGAAUCAUGUCUCAUUUCGUUCACAGUUUCCCAAUGUUUAGUGCGCCAAGAGAAUUUCCUCAAUCAGGGAACAUUGACUCUAAACUAGGAUCGAUAUUUGAACAGAAGAAUAUUGUGCAAGCUGUUCCAGAAGGUAAGCCUGAAGGUGUAAUUCUCCUUGGGCAGAUAGAAGACGCAACUAAGUUAGGUAUACAUCCAGGUGAAGUUUUGCCAGAUACCCUUCCAGCUUUUACAAGAAAGCAAAAGAGUUAUGGAGUAGAAACGGCCACGGAACCACCAACAAGUACCAAGUCAAUCGUUGAAGCACCAAGUACGAUGAAAGUCGAGGAGUUCCAGAGUAAUGUCGUUACAAGCGCAAAAGUUGUGGAAACUGAUGACCAACCGAGACCGACAGAUCAAGCUCUUUCUUUCGGUAAAGUAGACAUAGAUCACGUGGAUUCUUUGAGUUGGCAAAAAGUAUAUCCUGAGCUAUUUCCAGAACUAUAUGGAGGUGUUAAGGGAAAUACUUUCAUCACCGCACCUCCGGUCAAUUUGGACGAAACUUUGCAACGGCUGGAAGAAACCGAUGACAGUUCAAUGUUAUCAUCUAAAGAACGCUUCUCGUUAAAUAAGUUCGACGAUCAGGCGUUCACAAAAAUACCGACAGGCGUCAAAUCAGUGCUCAUCGUCAGUUUUUCUAUUAUCGGUCUGUCUAUUCUGGUUUUCCUGACUAUUUUGAUGGUGUUCAGAUGGUUGCAGAAGCAACGGAGGAAGAUGAAUUACUGCGGAAGUUUAUCUUCGAAACUGAGAUCUCCAAUGUUGAUGCAAGGCAGUCCCACGGCUGCUAUUAAGACUUUUAUGAAUGAAACUUUGGGUAGAAGGAAGCAUUACUAUAAGUCGAACGUGCACUGUAUGACUGACGAUACGUGGGGAUGUGAUAGGGAGAGAACGCCUUCGUUUUAGGAAAUUGUGAUGUUGGAAAAAGUACUGACGACUUCGUGCACUAUUUUUACUUUCUGAGGAAGCGUUAUAGGUGUACACAACUUUGCAAUAGGGCAUUUUCCAAUAUUUUAAUGUAGGCGAAUUAUUAAUCGCCAGCAUCCGUAGCCAAAACAACCUAUUGAAAAAAUGUAAUGGUGACCUUGACUUUGAGCGUCAAGGUCAUUUGACGACCAUAGUCAAGGUCAUGAACAUACCAUACUUGAACAUUUCCACUCUUCACAUUUCAGAUGUUAAAAACCGGAUAAUUUAAUAAAACUGUCAUGACCUUAACAAAAGCUUGAAGGUUCUAGUCAAGGUCACAUUCAAGGUUACCUUUAUAUCACCCUUUUCAACACUGAAACCAUUUUCUUUAUCGAUGUAUUUUGUCAUUUCACACUGAAAUACUCACGAAGGUCAUGGUCAAGGUCAUGGGAAAAAUCAUACGCAAAAUUUCCUGCUCAUUACAUUUCCGGUGUCAAAAAUAAGGGUUUCAUUUAAUAAAACUGUCUUAACCGUAAUAUGACAUUGAAGGUCAGUCAAGGUGACGUUAAACGUUACCACGAUAUGACCUUUUUCAAACGUUACACCUUCUGCUAUACUUUUCUUGAAGAAGCGUAUUUUUUCGAUAUAUUAUGCACUUUCGCGCUCAAAUACUCAUAAAGGUCAUGGUUAAGGACAUUGGCAGAAAUAUUCGUAAAAUUUUCUGGUCUUUACAUUUCCGGUGUCAAAAGUAAAGAUUCUCAUUUAAUGAAACUGGAUUAACCUUAACAUGACCUUGAAGGUCAACUAAAGGUCACGUUCAAGGUUCACAUUAUAUGAACCUUUCCAAACCAUACAGCUUCAUUCUAAUACAAUUUUCUUUAUGAUGCGUAUUUUUUCGAUAUACACCCAUUUAGUCCUUUCACGCUCAAAUCCUCAUAAAGGUCAUGGUUAAGGUCAUGAACAGAAAAAUACGUAAAAUUUCCCGCUCUUCACGGGGUUUGAUUUAUUAAAACUGUCUUAACCAUAACAUGACCUUGAAGACAACGUCAAGGUCACGUUCAAGGUUAACGUUAUAUGAAUGAUUUUUUCGAUAUAUUUCGUCCUUUCACGCUGAAAUCCUCAUAAAGGUCAUGGUCAAGGUCAUGAAAAAAUACGUAAAAUUUCCCGCUCUUCACAUUUCUCGUGUGGAGAAUACGGGGUUUCAUUUAACUUUAACAUGACCAUGCAGGUCAUAGUCAAGGUCACGUUCAAGAUUACCAUUAUAUGACACUUUCCAAACGUUACACCUUCAUUCUGCUACAAUUUUCUUUAUGAACGUAUUUUUCCAUAUAUUUUGUCCUUUCACGCUCAAAUACUAAUGAGGUUCACGGUCAAGGUCAUAGUUAAGACUCUUCUUUAACUUGACAACUUUUGUCUCCAACAUUUUUCUCUAGGAAACGUAAUCUUCAAGAUAUUUUGAUGUAUGAUUAGUUUUUUACCGCCCUGUAUUUUGAAAGAUGUUUUGGCUAUGGAUGCUGACGAUGUCGCUAAUGGUUUCUCGACAAGGAGGGCUCUUAAACUUAUCGUCAGCAAUUUUACUAUUAGUUUUAGUGAUUUUGACGUGCAAUAUGAUAAUUAGUGAUAAAAUGAAUAACAGAACUGAAUAUGUAAUAUUUGUCUAUGGUCAUUCAGAGAUAACGGAAUUUUUUUCUCAGUAAAAUGACUGACAGAUUUUCUGUCACAGAUAUUUUUCUCUAUUUUCUCUCAAUGUAACUGGUCAUAAUGAUAAAAUACUUCGGUAAAAAUUCAGGUAUGGUUGCGUUUUUUUUUGUUACCUUUUUCGCAGCUCCCAUUUUAACAACCAUAUGACGUUAUAUUAAAAAACUGAUUUAUUGAUUUCAAUUGUUCGCUCAACAAGUGUAAUAUAUUAUCGUGUACUUUAGUUUAAGCUGCCA
Messenger RNA from Acanthoscelides obtectus, 5225 nucleotides. NCBI's taxonomy places the organism in Eukaryota, Metazoa, Arthropoda, Insecta, Coleoptera, Chrysomelidae. The record is from the annotation of a GenBank genome assembly.